AUGGAUGCGAACUCUGAGGAGUAUGCGACGAAGGUUUGGUGCUCCAACAACCGUGCUCCUUGGUUUCUCAUUUGGCUUGGAUUGCUUUGCCUUCCAAGGCAAUGUUCCCGAGGUCAUAACUGGAAGUUCAGCAACAACAAAGACGGUGCAUAUUGCCAUUUGCACUGCACAGCAAAGCUGGACGAGGUGUAUCCGGUUUCGGACGAGGAGGAUGAGGAAGAGAAAGCACCGGUUCACAAACGGUGUAACUAUAGGAAGUCCUGGCGCGAUCAUGGGUUCUUCCAUUACUACUUGCCAUGUUCGCUUACACCGGCCAAAUACUUGCGAGCCUUGUAUUGGUUUUCAGAUGCGCCUCAAAAGCAGAUCCUGAAAGAAACAGGCUUGAAAAUCAAAGUAUGGGCGCAGAUUCGGAAUCGCCUUCGCGCUCUUUUGUGGCUUGUCAUGCAAACACAUGCUGGACGAGUGCAGCUAGGUGGGCAGGCAGAUCGUGUUGUGGUUGUUGAUGAAACUUUUUUCACAAAGAAGAAGGUCAAUGCUGGCGGGUUUGUUGGUCGUACCACGCUUGGUCACAAAACCAUCGUCAUGGGUUUUCUGGAGCUGCAGCUGUCUACUCGCAAAGCCACUGGUGCCUGCGUGCUGAUUGAAAUCCCAAAUCGCAAGCAAGCAACCUUGAAGCGAGAGAUUCAAAGGCAUGUGGCUCCUGGAUCGCUCAUUUUCACAGACCGUCACAAGUCGUACCACUUUCUGUCUCGUCCGAACAAAGACGUCGUGGUGACCACCAACUCCGUGGAAGGCUUGUUUGGUCGGCUCAAGCAAUAUCUGCGACAACGCAAAUAUGGCAAGGUUCAGAACCCUUUCUCAGUCGACGACAUUCCUGUGGACAUCCUGAAUGACUUUCAAAGCCUUCUGGACGACCCAGAAGAUGUUCCCGCUGAUCGCGGUGAUGGUGUAAGCCCUUCAGAAAAUGUUCCUGCUCAUGAUGGUCGAGAUGCAAGCCCGCAGAGACCGGCGCCGCCUUUGAUGCAAGCUGCAGCCGAGCCUUCUCAACCUCCUGCCUUCAAGCCACCCUCGCCUUCCAUCCCCUGUAACGUGAAAGCAGAGGCAAGUAGCGACUCCGACUUGGAAGUUCUCUACAUUAAACCUGCGCCCAAACGACCAAGACGUUCUUCUGACCCCGUGGUGCCGGUGAAGUUAGAGGAGGAUGCCAGUCGAUGUGCGCAGCUGCCGCUGGCUACUUCGAGUACGGGGGCCGGGAGUAAAGUGAGUAAAGAUGUCAAGGUCUUCUGUCAGCAAGGUCAUGAUCUGAAGUUGGUUCCGCCGCCUGCAAAUGUUAUCCUGAACCAAAGCGAGUAUGCAUACUUUAACGUCAGCUGUGAUGUGUGUGGCACUCAAAUCGUGGGUGAUUUCCACAGGUGUGAUGUUUGUAAACUGGACUACUGCUUUGCUUGUGCACAGACUAAGCCAGCUGGAAAGCGCAGGGCGCGCAGCUGA
This is a messenger RNA of Symbiodinium sp. CCMP2592, 1491 nucleotides long. Lineage: Eukaryota; Dinophyceae; Suessiales; Symbiodiniaceae. The record is from the annotation of a GenBank genome assembly.